AUGACACACAGAAGGCUUGGUCAAGUUGACCUAUUUGGUACAUCAUUCUGGCCUUUGCCACCCAUUAACUUGAAUACAAGACAAGACACAUCAGAGGACCAAACGUUCAUGGCAAUACAAGAGAAUCUUACAUCUGCUGCCUUGCUCCAAGGUUUUGAUCCGUCGCGCAGUCGUACCCUGACUCAUAUGACUUUGGAUGUCCAAGGAGAGCGUAUCUGCAGCCAAAUUUGGUUGACAACAGAUGUCCCUAAUUUGGCUAACUGGAUGUGGGAACCUGUUUCAGACGACUUGAGAGUUUUGCUUCAUGGAGAAUACAAAGGUGACAGAACUGAACCAGAGUUAUCCCUUCCGUUUUGCGCAAGGGAAGCAAGCAGGCUCUUCUCAAGCUUGGUAGAAAGGCCGGGGAUGAUUGUUGACGGUUGGUCUGUUAAGGAGUCCGUAAAUGGUUAUAAGUCAUACACAGCUCAUGGGAGAGGCCUCGUAGGGGACAAACCUAUUGAUGUAGAAGAUCUAAUAGACCUGAAAGGUUAUUGA
Molecule: messenger RNA, 534 nt
Organism: Tremella mesenterica DSM 1558
Lineage: Eukaryota; Fungi; Basidiomycota; Tremellomycetes; Tremellales; Tremellaceae
Exons: 3
Coding region: 1-534 (177 amino acids)
Source: RefSeq, a predicted model, not a curated record